GGUAUAGUUUCGUAAAUAAACAGUCAGACCAGGGGUAUUUUCCCAAACGAGAUAACCGAAUUCCUUAAUAUAUAUACCGGCGUGUGAAGCUUUUGGUUCUCCGAGCGAGAGACUGAGAAAUACAAGGAGCGUAGCAGAGCAGUUUCCGAUUUCCAUUUCUCUCUCUUAAUCCGGAUUUAAGUAUUAGGGAUUUUUCUUCUCUCUAGCGACAUUACUCUCUCUGUGUCGCUGUGUGUGCGUUGCUCGAAGAUUAUCAUCAUGGUUGCUGAUUCAAUCACAGACUCUGAGCUCUUUCAUGGCUCUCCGAUUUCAAGAGAUUUCGCCAAGAAACGCAAGGCGAAUUGGUUUUGUAAACUAAAGCAGUGGAAGAUUGAUGCUCGUCGCAAGCAAUGGAUUUAUCAAUGGAAAAAAGCAAAUCUUGGUGAAGAGGAUAAUGGGCGUAGACUGAAAUCUUUGCUAGAGAAACUGACUGAUCAAAAAGCUUGGAGGAUUGAUUAUGAUGAUGCGGAUGAUGAUCUUGAAAGGACAUCAUCAUCUGCUAGUAGCCCCACGAGUGUUCUCAAGAGCAAAGAUUCUGUUACUGGCGAUUGCUUCUGUUGUUCUAAGCAGAUGACUGAGGAAGAUCAGGAAGAAGUUUUUGACGAUGCUUAUGAUAACUGGGAUGGGUUUAGAGAUGCGUUAAACUCCUUUGACAACCAAAGCCCUCGACUUGAGACUGAAGAUUUAGAGCAAGAAGAAGAUCCGAUUCCAGAUACAAGCCAGAGGAGGAAGAAGUCUACCCAUGAGAAGCUUUUUCAUGAAGACAAGAAAGAAGCUUCACCUGCAAACACGACGAUUCACAGAAACAGUAAAAAGAAGAAGAGGUCUAACUCUGAGAAGCAACGAGGUGAUGAUGAUGAAGAAUGUCCUAUUUGCUCUGAGUUGAUGGAUGCAACGGAUCUAGAAUUCGAACCAUGUCCUUGUGGGUUUCGGAUUUGUCUCUUUUGCCAUAAGAAGAUCAGUGAAAACGAAGCACGUUGUCCAGCUUGCAGGAAGGAUUAUGUUCGGACGAGUAAUAGUAAUGGAGAGGUAGGUUUCCAGCAACGUGGUGGUGCCACAAUUCGCUUGUCUCCGUCUUUUAGAGGACUUGACAGAGCUUAAGAUAGAGAAAGAGUUUCAUGAAACUUUUUUCUACUUUUUUGCCUUAGUUUCUCAGUUUCAUCAAUUUUGUGGGUUUGCUUAGAUUGUUGUCAUCUCGGCAAUAAAUUUUCAUUCAUGUUUGUGAAUCAUAUAAUACACAUAAACCAAUAUUAGUCUUUUA
Arabidopsis lyrata subsp. lyrata is the source of this 1300-nucleotide messenger RNA. RefSeq lists its product as uncharacterized. Gene Ontology annotation, biological process: protein ubiquitination. The record is from RefSeq and is a predicted model, not a curated record. Gene Ontology annotation, molecular function: ubiquitin-protein transferase activity. Gene Ontology annotation, cellular component: CCR4-NOT complex. Bases 259 to 1140 code for a protein of 293 amino acids. The transcript has 3 exons. NCBI's taxonomy places the organism in Eukaryota, Viridiplantae, Streptophyta, Magnoliopsida, Brassicales, Brassicaceae.